Messenger RNA from Megalops cyprinoides (Indo-Pacific tarpon), 1074 nucleotides. RefSeq lists its product as uncharacterized. The record is from RefSeq and is a predicted model, not a curated record. Bases 1 to 795 code for a protein of 264 amino acids. Gene Ontology annotation, molecular function: kinase binding. The transcript has 8 exons. Gene Ontology annotation, biological process: signal transduction; regulation of T cell activation; T cell homeostasis. Gene Ontology annotation, cellular component: plasma membrane. Lineage: Eukaryota; Metazoa; Chordata; Actinopteri; Elopiformes; Megalopidae.
AUGUCGCUGACACAGGAAGGGCUGUGGUUUGGUGCAGCGCGCCUCACUCUUCUUGCACAUGAAAAGAUGCAGAACGCGCAUCCUGCAGAAAAAAACCUCCAAGAAGAACCCCAGCACCUGCUGGAGCCACCCACUCUUUCUGGGUCACGACUUUUCGCCAUCGAGAGAGAGGUGAAACUGCUCCCUGCUUGUCCUGGAGUGGAUUCAUUUGCAGACAUGGGACUACCCUCCGAUGCGUCCGAAGAUUGCGGUUCUUCACAAAAAGUUAUUGGCCCCUUCUGCGGGUCAUAUCAGCUGUGGGUGCUCCUGGCAGUCGUCAGUGUGACUUUGGUCCUGUCACUGUGCUGGAAUAUUCUUUGCUGUUUUGCUAAUUAUUGCACAGACGGAGGGAAGAAAUUUCUGCCUCGCUUCAGGAGAAGUCUUAGUCUGAAGCUAAAGGACAUGGAGGACAACCCCAUUUAUGGAAACAUCAGCUACACCCAGACUAGAGUGGACCUUCCCUUGAAUGCCACUGCCAGUUCUGACCAUCAGGUGCCCAAAAGCUCUUCACAGGUGCAGUCUAGGCGGCAGGACUGCUAUGCCAAUCUGAAGCUGAAGGUCCCAAAGCCGGCGUCGGGUCGCAGCUCCCCGCAGGUCCAGUAUUCGGAUGUAGUGACCCUGCCGCGGGCGCAGGAGGCAGCAGAGUCCACCCCCGACGCAGACACCGCCUCCCUGCACUCCGACCUCUACGCCUCGGUUGAGUCUGAGCGGAACAAAGCCGUGGGCGACAACAAGGACUACGCCAACCACGUUUAGCUGGGGACAGACACCAGAAGCCACUCAUUGCCAGCCAUGGAGGGGAAAAAAAAACAAGGGAAGAACUCCAUUAAUAACUUCCUGCACUGUGGCAUUCCCAGGUGUUUUUACAGUUAGCUUCACUUCCACUGAGGACCUCAGGUCAAGGCACGGCCAUUAUUCAUGUAUAUCUGAAGAUUUGUUGUUAACGUCUACAAAUUAUAAACAGUGAUCCAAGACCUAGUUUUGGUCUGAGACAAACAGUCUGUAUAGAUGAUGGACUUCAGGGUUGAUCCAGGU